Messenger RNA from Athene cunicularia (burrowing owl), 4907 nucleotides. It is a transcript of the gene FAM20B, whose product is annotated as FAM20B, glycosaminoglycan xylosylkinase. Gene Ontology annotation, biological process: protein phosphorylation. The record is from RefSeq and is a predicted model, not a curated record. Bases 155 to 1384 code for a protein of 409 amino acids. Gene Ontology annotation, molecular function: phosphotransferase activity, alcohol group as acceptor. The transcript has 7 exons. Gene Ontology annotation, cellular component: Golgi apparatus. Lineage: Eukaryota; Metazoa; Chordata; Aves; Strigiformes; Strigidae.
GGGUACCAGAAGAUGCUUCAGUGGUGAUACCUCUUUCACAAUGCAAGUUAUGAAUGAAAUUCACUAACUAACAUCCCCUUCCUCACCCUGAUCUCUGAUAGACUUCCUGUAACACUGGGAAGAAAGGGUCAGGGGAGAAGGGUUCAAGGUCACCAUGAAGCUGAAGCAGCGAGUUGUGCUGUUGGCCAUCCUCCUUGUCAUCUUCAUUUUCACAAAAGUGUUCCUCAUUGACAAUUUGGACACCUCAGCUGCCAACCGGGAGGACCAGCGCGCCUUUCACCGUAUGAUGGCAAGCCUCCAUGUAGAACUGGACCCCCGGCUUGACCAUACCUUGCAGUCCCCUUGGGAGAUUGCAGCCCAAUGGGUGGUGCCCCGCGAGGUGUAUCCUGAGGAGACGCCCGAGCUAGGGGCUGUUAUGCAUGCCAUGACAACAAAAAAAAUAAUAAAAGCUGAUGUGGGAUACAAAGGCACCCAGCUGAAAGCUUUGCUAAUACUUGAAGGAGGACAGAAGGUUGUCUUCAAACCCAAGAGAUAUGCCAGGGAUUAUGUAGUGGAAGGAGAACCAUACGCUGGCUAUGACAGACACAACGCGGAAGUGGCAGCCUUUCACUUGGAUAGAAUUCUGGGUUUCCGACGAGCUCCACUGGUGGUUGGCAGGUUUGUGAACCUACGUACAGAGAUUAAACCAGUAGCCACAGAGCAGCUUCUAGGUACUUUCAUGACUGUGGGUAAUAACACUUGCUUCUAUGGGAAGUGCUACUAUUGUCGGGAAACAGAACCAGCUUGUGCAGACGGGGACAUCAUGGAGGGGUCAGUGACUCUAUGGCUACCAGAUGUCUGGCCUCUUCAGAAGCAUCGACACCCAUGGGGUAGGACUUACCGUGAAGGCAAACUUGCCAGGUGGGAGUAUGAUGAAAGCUACUGUGAUGCUGUGAAGAAGACUUCACCGUAUGACUCUGGCCCUCGUCUUCUUGAUAUCAUUGACACUGCCAUCUUUGACUAUUUGAUUGGGAAUGCUGACCGGCAUCACUAUGAGAGUUUCCAGGAUGAUGAAGGAGCCAGUAUGCUCAUCCUCCUGGAUAAUGCCAAAAGCUUUGGAAACCCUGCUCUGGAUGAAAGAAGCAUCUUGGCUCCUCUUUAUCAGUGUUGCAUCAUCCGGGUUUCUACCUGGAACAGACUCAGUUACCUGAAGAAUGGAGUUCUGAAGUCUGCCUUAAAAACUGCAAUGUCGCAUGACCCCAUCUCACCAGUGCUUUCUGACCCUCAUCUGGAUGCCCUAGACCAGCGGCUUCUCAGCAUCCUGGCUACAGUGAAGCAAUGCACAGACCAGUUUGGGCCAGAUGUUGUGCUGGUGGAAGACAGGAUGACUCUGUCUCAUUUGUAAUUGUAGUGGAACACAGGUGAAACUCCUUUUUUAAAAACAAACAAACAAGUGAUAGAAAAACAGCACAAUCAGUUCGGAAUGGCUGUGGCCAAGAUGGACUGAAAUGAACAGGAAAGCUUUCAAGCCAGAAGAGCAGAGGUGACACUGGCUUUUACCUUGGGCUGACAGCAGUGAGAGGUGGGAAGUUGGAGCCUAGGACGGCUCAGUACCCGUAAUGGCAUCUUGGCCGUUGUGGUGUGUCCAUUGCCGGCAGUGGACAUUGCACUGGAUAAAAAUGGCUCUUGGUGUUGUUGGAAGUGUGUGGAAUACAGACGCUAAAUUUUGUGGACUGAAUCUAGAGGGGACAAAUGGAGAUGAACAGUAUGAUCCUCUCCCCUUCUCUUCCCCACAUAUACUCUUGCGAGUUUUUGUCUGAUUCAGGGUUGUACAUAAUCAGCUGUGAGCUGGUUAGGCAUUUUACUGCUUCUUUAGAGAAAGAGGAAGUGGUGAAUAAAAUAAUUAUUAGACUGAAGAAUUGUGCCACCCCCCCGGGGGUGGGAUGUUCUUCUGAAUGCCAUUAGGGGUGGGAGAGGGGACCUCUGCUGCUCGGUUGUCUUUUCCUCGAUAAAAGGCUGAGAAAGGGUUUUGCCUCAUAUGUGAUAAUGCUUCAGUGUUUUUGCUGAAGUCCUAUCAAAGAUUUAUCCACAGAGUUGGAGAUUUAGGGGAGGACAGGGUGGUUAUACAGCACUUGGUAAUUAAGGGAUUAAAGUAAGUUUCCAUGUGUCCUGUCACUGUUUUCCGUUUACAAGGAAUCUGGCAAGAUCUGAGUGCAGAAAAUAUCCUUGCAGUCCUGUGUCCAUAUUAACCGAAUUUUUAUUAUAUUGUAGCUGAGGAGGAGGACAGACUGUCCCUGGAAUCAGGUUCUGGUUUGCGAGCUCAUGCUGCUUACUGUGUGCCCUGUUUAAUGUGGGAACCUGGCUGUGCUGCACUGGGGAAAGAGAGGCGUUUAUCACUGGACUUCCCAGUUACCAACAGCUGUGGGCAAAGCCCUGGAGUGGAGCAAGCCCUGAGCUGUGGUCUGUCAUCUUCAUUUCACAUGGAGAGAGCUUCCUGCUGCUCGAUGCUGUAACCACAGCUCAGUGCUGCUGUUUUGUGGAACAUCAGCAGCUUUUCAGUCCCACUGUUUACCUGGCCUGGCUUGUGGCUGAGCUGUAAGCACUCCCAGUAAGUUUUCUGCCUUCCCCAUCUGCUUCCUGCAACACCCACUGCGAUGUUCUGACUGGGGUGGUCAUCCUGGGGUCCUUGCUCCUAAUGGUUUUGCCGUAGAUAGGGGACAGUUAGUAUAAGUUGGCUUUUCAGGACAGACUUGUAGCACUCACGUUGUGCUAGUCCUGUCAUCCUUCAGCACUGCGUCAACCUGCACUGCGGAUAAGCUUGUGGCCAUAAAACUUGUCACGCUUGUGGUAGGUCUGAAUCUGUGUCUCCAGAAAGGAAGCAGCUUCAUCAUUAUGUUUCCAAAUUUAACAGCUUUGCAUUGAUUUCCAGUUCAGACAGUAUUGUCCUUAGAAGUAAGGAAAGAGCUCACUUCCCAAAGUGCUUAUGUAUUAUUGAACUUGUGAGCAGGAGCAGCAAAAUGUCAGUUUAAGAUCUUUUCCUUGAUUUGUCAGAACCUUUCUAGCUCUGCAGAGUGUGGUGGGCAGGUAAAAAGCUCUUUCCUGCAUGCUCCUGCUGCCAUACCUGAUCAAAGAGGUGUUAGCAAGAGAGUUUUAUUUUUAAAAUGCAGUUUUAUUUUGUUGAAGUCUUUUUGUCAUUGCAUGAGCAGAGUAUCUUGAAAGUAGAAUGCAAUUGUUUACCUGAAAUUGAAUUUUAUGCUGUUCUAGAUCUCUUCUGGACUUGGCCACAUCACAGACCCACCCCACAGUCAGGAUGGGAUCUGGAGUUAUUGGUGUUACUAGUCAGGGCUGUAAUGCACAGCCAGCUUUUAGGACAUCGGUGUUAAGCUAGUGCCUAUUUAUUGCUGGACUUGAUAACAUAACACGUGCUUUAGAAGCCAUGGUCCUUUAGUGAGUUGAACCCCCUGGCGUGGCUUGUGCCUUGUGGGUUCCCUUAGGGCAGAAGUGAGUACGCUGAGCUGGCCGGUCGCGGGGCUGGCAGUCAGGUUUCCGUGGUUGAGUAAGACGUUUUUAAGAAGCGCUGUGAGCCAGCAGUUAGGUGGUUAGGAAAGGCUUUGUUCCAAAGCAGAAUAGGUUUGGUACUGAGGCAUUUUUGCCUAAACUGUUUCCCAGGAAAUUGAAGAUGAUUUAUACAAAGGGGAGACGGUGAAGCACAUGGUAAUGGCUUGGAGUGUUUUUAAGUGUGUUCUUCUCUUUGAGCUUAAUCAUGAGCACUUAAUAUUUUGGGAAGGAUCUACCAAAAUUUGAUGUUUUGAUUUCAGUGUGAUCACUCUUGAUCAUUUGCAUUUGAUUUAAUAAUGAAUUAAAAAAAAAGUAUUUCAGUCUUUAUGAAUAUGAAUUAGUGUUCAGGACUUACAUAUUGCUUGUUCACAGGGCUCUAAGCUGAAGCUUUAUGCCAUCAGAUAGAACCUGGGGUAAGUGUUCCCCUGGUAUGAGUAUCAAAGAUUUAAAGCAGUGUAUUGGAUUACCUGUGAACAAAGGACAUCAAGUCUGACAUCAUCAGUAGAAGGAAGCAAGAAAGAGCUGUGCUUUUUGCUUUUUUUUUUGUUUGGUUUUUUUUUUGUUAUAUUGAUGUUUCUGGUCACUGUAGUCACCACUGGAGGUUGGUGUUCUGCAGCAAGAAAGAAGGAUAAAUUCCUCUCUCACCCAAAAUCAGGAAGAUGUGAUUUUGGCCUUGUGAUAAUCUCUGGCAUUUUGGCAGUGAUUGUUGUUUUUCUUGAAUAAAGACACCUGAGGAAUUUUAAAUUGUAACCAUUGGAAAGGAAAUAAGAAGCAGCACCCACAUGCAAACAGGGUCUGCUUGAAUCUCUGAAAAGUAGCGUCGUUUGUGAGGCAGGUGCUAUGCUCUGUCGAUGAGGUUUUCAUAACACCUUCUAAUUCUUGUUCACUGCGCACACUGUAAUUUGCUGGCUUCCAGAUGUUACAAAAUGGUUGUGUUGCGGAUAUUAGUAAUAUCAGAGUGCUUGAAGCACAGAAAUCAAGAACUAAUUAGAAAGAGAGCAUCAUCAGCCAUCUGCUAUUUAUCUCCUCCUUCGUAAGUCAGCAGCCGGGCUGGAGGAGACAUUGAAGUCGACUCCUCUUCCAGCAGCUAAUGAACUGGAGUGCGUCUUGCCAAACAAACUUCAACUGAAAAAUACUAAUUUAUUAAGAAGGUAAUUUAUUUGCUGCGGCAGCUGGAGCAAGAUGCUCGAAACAGACAGCCUUCUUGGAGCUGUCAGAGGAUUGCCCCAGGGAGCAGCUGCACAAAUGGAGGUUGCUAAUAAGAAAACAGAAUGCAAUCAUGACUUUCUACUUGUAUCCCCCAGGGUCAGAUUCUGCAUAAAGCAACAUUGUGUGAAUAAAGAUUUUAAUAAAGCAACAUUGAUGGAUUG